Messenger RNA from Pistacia vera, 2940 nucleotides. RefSeq lists its product as uncharacterized. The record is from RefSeq and is a predicted model, not a curated record. NCBI's taxonomy places the organism in Eukaryota, Viridiplantae, Streptophyta, Magnoliopsida, Sapindales, Anacardiaceae. Bases 974 to 1972 code for a protein of 332 amino acids. The transcript is spliced from 5 exons.
GUCUUGCCCCUUCUUCAGUUUUUCACUUUUUCAGUUUUUCAUCUUGGUUUGCUACUGCCAUUCGCGAUCUCCUCCACUCUCCAGUCUAAUCCUCCUCUUCGUGUCCUCCAUUCGCAAUCUCAGAAGUCAGAUCUCCUUCAAGCUUUUAGCUAAGCUUCAGCGAUUCAGCCUCACGUCUUCACUCUUCAGUCUUCAAGUCUUCGGUCUGCAGUCUGCUUUACUCUGCUUUAGCACUUCAUUCUUCAACUUCCAGUCUUCCAGUCUUCAACGUGAACUCUUCAAUCAUUACCAUCGCCAUUGCUGAUCUGCUGGAUUAGUCAUUUCAGCUCAGAUUUCAGCUUCAGCCUUCACAUCUGCUGCCGUCUACCGCCAUCUACUAGCUGCCAUUUGCCGUGACCACGGAAGAGAAUGUCAUCAUCUUCAUCUGCACAUAACUCAUCAGCCGCGUCCAUUUCCUCGCAAUCUAUUUCGAGGAAAUACCGAUAUAGCAUGGGGACAUGUUCUUGAGAGUGUUGAUAAAGAUGAAAAGAAAAUAUUAUCUUGUCUUCAUUGUGGCAAGGUUACUAGAGGUGGUGGUAUUUUCAGAAUGAAGCAACACGUAGCAGGAGUAAAAGGGGAUAUUAGAAAGUGUCCGAAGGUUCCAUUUGAUGUUAGAUUCAAUAUGAAUGAAUCAUCAAAAGAAAUAGGAGUAAAAAAUAAGGAAAAAUAAGAUUUUUAGAAGCAUGCAACUCCUUUUGGUGCUGCAGUACAUGAAUUUAAGGGUGAUUAGUUAGAUGAAGAAAAUGAAGAGGUUUUCCCAUCACAAAUGAGCAUGAAUGAAGAUGGUAGUAGUGACGGUAAAAAAUAAUUUACGAGCAGUAAGAGAAAGAAAACUACGAGGGUUAGUAAUUAUUUUGCUCCACGAACUACUUCAGGGUCUCAGCCUUCAAUUAGGAGUGUUUUGGCUGGAAAAGAUGCAAAGUGUAGAGCAGACAUGUCUGUUGCACUAUUCUUUUAUGAUGCUUGCAUCACGAUGAAUGCUUUAAAUUCAAUUUAUUUUCAGCCUAUGUUGGAUGCUGUAGCUGCAAUUUGCCCUGGGUAUAAACAACCUACUUAUGAUGCUAUGCGUGUGAAUUUGUUGAGAGAUGCUAAGAAGGAAGUCCAAUUAAUUGUUAACAAUUAUAAGAAGAUUUGGCAAGAGGUUGGAUGUACAUUAAUGGCUGAUGGUUGGACUGAUACUUGCCAUAGAUCAUUGAUUAAUUUUCUUGUAUACUGUCCUACAGGUGUUUGCUUUAUAAAAUCAGUGGAUGCUUCAGAUGUUGUAAAGGAUGCCUUUACAUUAUUCAAGUUGUUUGAGGAAAUGGCUUUAUGGGUUGGACCAAACAAUAUUGUCCAUGUUGUCACGGAUAAUGGAGCAAAUUAUAAAGCUGCUAGAAGAAUGUUAUCUGAGAAGUAUGAGAAUAUUACUUGGUCACCCUAUGCAGCCCAUUGCUUAAAUUUAAUUUUGAAAGAUAUAUCUGAGUUGGACCACAUAGUGCAUCUUGCAAAACGUGCUUCUGAAGUAACAAAGUUUGUGUAUAAUCACACAAUUUUGAUAGCUUGGUUGAGGAAAAGAGAGGGUUGGAGAGAAAUCAUACGACCGGGUGCAACUCGGUUUGCUACUACUUUCAUUGCAUUAAGAAGUCUACAUGAGCAUAAACAUGACUUGCAAGCUAUGGUGACUGAUAGGUUUUUUGUGGACUCUCGAUAUGCCAGAAGUAGUAAAGGCAAGAAUGUUGUUCCCAUAAUUCUAGAUAAUGAAUUUUGGGAUAACAUGGGUUACGUUUCCAAAAUUGUGGCUCCUUUGAUGCGUUUGUUGCGAAUUGUGGACUUAGAUGAGAGACCUGCAAUAGGAUACGUGUAUGAUGGCAUGUACAGAGCCAAAAAAGCAAUCAAGAAGUUCUUUAGAAAGAGAAAGACAAUGUACAAGCCUUAUACCGAAAUUAUUAAGUAGCGAUAGGAUUUGCUUUUGCGUCGCGACAUUCACGCUGCUGCUUAUUAUUUGAAUCCGGCUUUUCAGUAUGACCGUGCAAGUUUCUACAGGAAACCAGAGGUUAUGCAUGGUUUCCUUGAUGUUGUCGAUAAUAAAGCAAGUGCAUUCAAGUUGAACAAGACAAGGGUAGUGGAAGAAAGUAGAAAAUAUCGAGAUCGCGAGGAAAGCUUUUCUCGUGAGCUUGCCUUUCAAACUUGCAGAACCACACGACCUGAUGAAUGGUGGAGGACAUAUGGGUAUAGACAGUACUCCACAGUUGCAAGAGUUUGCAAUUAAGAUUCUGAGCCAAACUUCAACCUCUUCGAGAUGUGAGCGAAAUUGGAGUGUUUUCGAACGUAUCCAUACAAAAAGAAGGAAUAGAUUGGAUCAUCAAAGGUUGAAUGAUUUGGUUUUUAUCAAUUAUAACUUGCGUUUGAAAAGUAGGUAUAAAGCAUUGGCAAUUUUAAUAUUUUUAUUAUCUCGUAUUUUUAGUGAUAUUUUUAUUUGGCGUGUCUUUCAGGAUGUGUUACAAGAAAAACAGUUGUGAUCCUAUCGAUUAUGAAAACAUUGACAUAAUAGAAUUUUGGAUUGCUGAUGAUGAACAGGAGGGUGAUGACUUCAAUUUAGAUGAAUUGGAGCAAACACUUUACGAAGAAGGAUCUAUUCCUAUCAGUGUUGAUGGCCAACCCUAUUAUGAUUCAGCAGGUGGUUCACAAGUUGAUGGUGAUGAUAAUGAUGAUGACUCGGAUAAUGAUGUGGAUAAUCAAUUUAUGAUGGGUUAACCUGUUGAAGAAUCUGUUUGGUUUCUCCUUUUUCCAUUCACUUACCGUGAGCUGCUAUUGAAUUUGUUUGUGGUUGGGUUGGUGGAAUGGAUCGAUAUUGUGUAAUUUUAUAUGUUGGUUGGUGGAUUGGUAGGUAUUUUGAUAUUUUGUAAUUUUGAUGAUUGGCCG